Priapulus caudatus is the source of this 1740-nucleotide messenger RNA. Its product is annotated as fructose-bisphosphate aldolase A-like. NCBI's taxonomy places the organism in Eukaryota, Metazoa, Priapulida, Priapulimorpha, Priapulimorphida, Priapulidae. The record is from RefSeq and is a predicted model, not a curated record. Gene Ontology annotation, cellular component: cytosol. Gene Ontology annotation, molecular function: fructose-bisphosphate aldolase activity. The transcript is spliced from 6 exons. Gene Ontology annotation, biological process: glycolytic process; fructose 1,6-bisphosphate metabolic process. The coding region runs from base 1 to 768 and encodes 255 amino acids.
AUGAUUGGUGUGUUUGUAGUCGGAGCAACGUUGAGUGUGUGUUCUUCCCCCCCAGGACUCGACGGAUUGUCAGAGAGGUGCGCUCAGUACAAGAAGGACGGCUGCGACUUUGCGAAGUGGCGCUGCGUACUGAAGAUCGGGCACAACACCCCGUCUCCACUCUCCAUCCUGGAGAACGCCAACGUACUCGCCAGGUACGCAAGCAUCUGCCAGAUGAACGGUCUCGUUCCGAUCGUCGAGCCGGAGAUCCUCCCCGACGGAGACCACGACCUUCGAAGAAGCCAGAAGGUCACCGAGAAGGUGCUGGCUGCCUGCUACAAGGCCCUCAGCGACCACAACGUGUACCUGGAGGGAACACUGCUGAAGCCGAACAUGUGCACGCCCGGCAUGGGAUGCGCGAUGAGGGCGACGCCCGUGGAGAUCGGCAUGGCAACCGUGACGGCUCUGUCUCGCACCGUGCCCCCGGCAGUUCCAGGAAUCACCUUCCUCUCCGGAGGACAGUCUGAGGAGGAAGCCACGGCCAACCUGAACGCCAUCAACCAGGUGCCAAUCAAGAGGCCGUGGACGUUGACCUUCAGCUUCGGCCGCGCCCUUCAGGCGUCCGUGCUUGCCGCGUGGGGCGGAAAGACGGAGAACAUCAAGGCAGGACAGAAUCAGCUGAGGACGCGCGCUAAGGCCAACGGUGAGGCAGCCAUGGGCAAGUUUGGUGGCGGAGCAGCCAGCGCCGCUGGCGGACAGUCUCUGUUCAUCGCCAACCACCAGUACUAGAGGGCAGCACUUGUCUAACAGUGCUUCGCAGGCAGCGACGUGAUUGGUUAGAAUCAUGUUAAACGUUUCGUGCAUCUUUUCCGUCAAAUGGCUGUUAUAAUUUCAAGAGUUUAUCCAGCAGUUACAAACGAUUGUCGGGGCAUGCCGUAUUGUUGCAUACAACAGCACAAAUGUGAUCUGCAAAACAAUCCGUAGACUCGGUAACAUUGGCAUGUUGCUAAUUUCACUUACUAUUCUGUAUUGAUGUGUUGUUGUUAGUUGGAAGGUUGCACAUAGAUAAUAACAUCAACGUAUUUGGACAGCCAUGUUUAUAUACAUAAAGAUCCAACACUCUGUUCUGGCCCUCACCACCUAGUAAGAACAACAAUUUAUUUUAAGGUGCAAGAUAUUCUAUGCAUGGGCCGAUCUUACAGAAACAACACCUAAGUAUGAGCCUCGUGUCAAUUGUUAUAAUUCCAUCGCGAUGAGUUUAAUAUUGGAAUGAAUCUAUGUUUGUGUUCUUGGCAAUGAUGUCAGUUGUUUGCUGGAUGAAUUAGGCACUUGGCUGUGUAUAGUUGCAUGGGAUGUUACCAAAAAUGUUACUGGAAAUAUUUACUUGAGCAUUUCAUGUAAAUCGCUAGACUCUAGUCUAUUCCUUCAGAUAAAACGGUUAGUCAAUAACGUUAUUUCGUGAACAAUGUGAAAUCCUUGCUUUCAGCGGCUGGCUAUAUAGUGGCCUAAUAAUGUUGAUAAUAUAGAUCUCAAAAUGUCAUUUAUGUGUCUAUCCUAACAGGGCUGGCAUGAAAAAUAAACUUACAAUUCUUAGCUCACACUGAAAAUAGUCAUUGUUAUUGCUGUAUCAUUUAUACAUUACCAUCGUACUGCACCAUUCUCUAGCAAUACAUGAAAUAGUCCUCAGUCACGUAGCUGUUCAAGUAAAGUGUACUGUAACAGUUCUUGUUAAGCAAUAAAUGUUGAGGUUUAUGUGUACAU